Messenger RNA from Rotaria sp. Silwood2, 1131 nucleotides. NCBI's taxonomy places the organism in Eukaryota, Metazoa, Rotifera, Eurotatoria, Philodinida, Philodinidae. The record is from the annotation of a GenBank genome assembly.
AUGAAUUUAAAAUAUGAACAAGAACAUCACGAAGCUAAUUUCCGCUAUGAACUAGCUCGACUUCGCGAUCAUGUCGAAUCGGUGGCGUUGUAUCAUGGUGAACUACAUGAACAUGCAUCUUUAACUGCAUUGUUCUCUGCGGUAAUGUCAAACUUUCGCGAGAUCAUGCGUUGUUCACUGAACCUCGAUUGGUUCUCGCAUUCGUUUAGUCACAUAUCAGAUAUUUUUCCGUACUUGAUUGCUUCGACUCGCUACUUCUCAAAAGAGAUUACUCUUGGUGAUCUAACACAAAUCGGAUCUUCUUUUACACGUGUACAAACAUCGCUUUCGUUUGUGGCCAAAUCUUAUGCUAUAAUUGCACAGUGGAGAGCAGAGACAAAACGACUCAUAGAUUUAGCGAAUAUUUUACAAGACUUACAUGAAGCAAAGCGAAAUUCUAAAAUCAAAAUUGUCCAUAAAUUGAAAGAGCAGAAUAUUCGAAUAGAAGGAUUGACCGCAAAAUUACCGUUGAGCAUCAAUGCUAACUCUCCACAAAUACUCAUUGCAAAUUUCAGCUGGAUAUUCGAACCAUUUCAAACUGUACUUAUUACAGGUCCAUCCGGUUGUGGAAAAUCGACUCUACUUCGAAUAAUUGCUGGGAUUUGGCCGUACGGUCAUGGAACAAUCACUAAGCCCCUGAGCGACACAAUCGAAUUUAUUCCUCAGAAGCCUUAUUGUCCACUUGGAACUCUUCGUCAUUGUUUUACUUAUCCAUCGACGACGCUGCGGACAUCAAAAGACGAUGCAAAUAUCAAGCGCAUAUUGCGUCUUUGUCAACUCGAAUCUCUAUCAAACCGCCUAGGUGAUAUUGAAGAUUGGUCUCUCAUAUUGUCAUCGGGCGAACAGCAGAAAAUGAUUUUCGUUCGAAUUCUUCUUCAUCAACCGAAAUGGAUCUUUUUAGAUGAAGUAACAUCAUCGUUAGAUGAACGAUCUGAAACACAUCUAUAUUCGACUUUACUUCAAGAACUCGGUUCGCAUUCAACCAUCAUCAGUGUUGGACAUCGAAAAAAUCUGCAACAAUUUCAUCGAAUUCAAUUGGAAUAUACUGACGGACAAUUCACACGUGUUAAUUCGCUCAUUGAAACUCAUUAG